Molecule: messenger RNA, 6685 nt
Organism: Oryzias melastigma (Indian medaka)
Lineage: Eukaryota; Metazoa; Chordata; Actinopteri; Beloniformes; Adrianichthyidae
Gene: znfx1
Product: zinc finger, NFX1-type containing 1
Exons: 19
Coding region: 339-6050 (1903 amino acids)
Biological process (GO): regulatory ncRNA-mediated heterochromatin formation
Cellular component (GO): nuclear RNA-directed RNA polymerase complex; nucleus
Molecular function (GO): zinc ion binding; helicase activity
Source: RefSeq, a predicted model, not a curated record
CAGAUAUAACAGUAUACUAACAUGUCUUACACUAAAAUAUUAAAGGAGCACGUCUUAAUAAUGCACAUUUUAUAAAUAAAGUUGCUGAAAUGAAAGUCAACCUGAACAGAAAUGCUUUAGUCACUGUCCUCUCCCGGUGAGGGUGGGGGAUUCUGGAGAAACGAAAAACGAAACCGUCAGGAUGUGUUUAUAUAGCGACGCCACCCAUCACAACAGCUGAGAAGCAGAACGACGUCGCACAGCAAAGUCAAGUGUCUGCAAACGUCCAAGACAUCCAUUUAUAUAAAAGAGACCAUCUGAUAAGUUUUAACAUUCAUUCAACUCCUACAUGGAACAUCAUGGAGAGACUGAAUUUUAGAUUUAACAGAGGAGGGUUGGAAAAUGAUCGUGAGAACCGAGACAGAAGAAGAGGGGGCAGAGGUGGAGGCCGAGGUGGGAGAGGAAGAGGUCAGAGAGAUGUAGGAGCAGCGUUGCUGGGAGAGGGAGCAGGAAGGGACUGGUGGCGAGACAGAAAUGGAGGAAACAGAGGAGAACCGGAGGCAGACAGAGGCAGACCGAGAGGGAGAGGAGGAAAUAGAGGAGGAGUUGGAGAGAGGUUUGAAGCAGGCAGAGGGCGCGGCGGCGCUGAAAGAGGCGGUCUGAGGAUGGGCCGGGGCAGAGGAGGGCAUGGAGGCGACAGAGCAGAAGGUGGGAGAGAUGACCAGCAAUAUGGUGCUCGCCCACAUGGCAUCAGAAUGGGCUACAAAGCUCUGGAAGAACUCCACCAAGAGGACCCCUCCGUCGUGGCCAUUUCGCUCUCCUCAGACCCCGCCUUCCAUAAACUCCUGAACGCAAAAGAAAUAAGACCAGACCUUCUUCAACUCAUGUGCUUGGUGCUGAGUAAAGCUUUCAAAUCCAGGGCAGAAAGAGGGACACUCCAACACCUGGGAAGCGUCCUGAAGGAUUCAAACUUUAUCCAGUCCACCUUGCUUCAAUAUGUUGGGGGCAUGGUGUCAGAGCCCAACCCCGACCGCAGAGCUCAGUACCCGCAGCAUCUAGAAAACAUCCUGACUAUUCUUUCACAGGUGCUUAGUAUGUUUCCUGCAAGUUCAGUCAAAGCAGUGAGUAUGUUGUUGACGCUGGUCCAAGCCUCCAUCAACAGUCUGAGGGGAUCUGGCGUGGACGUGGACCCUCGAGUGGAGGAAAAUGUGGGACAGCUGAAAGGCUUGAUAGAUCAUCUCCAGGAGAGAUCAAGGGAGGGGACCCUGCGUUCAGACAGGGACACGUAUGCUCUUCUUCCCACCGACGGGGAUAACCAAGGUGAUGAAGAACAGCAGGAUUUCAGGACCAUACCAAUCUAUCCAACUUCUGAGGAGUUCCAGCAGGACCACAAGCCAUUUCUGAGACCCAACCUCACCAGUCAGCGUUACACAAACUCCCACCUCUACCUCGACACUCACUUCCGGCUGCUCAGAGAGGACUUUGUCAGACCACUUCGGGAGGGGAUCCAACAGUUGCUGUAUAUCCAGAUGAACUUGGGAAGCAACAUGAUUCCAGCAAAGACCAAGCACUUUGAUGACAUCCGGGUUUAUUUUGAUACGCAACUUGUUGUGCCCAAAUGCACACAAACCGGCCUCGCUUAUGUUGUGCAGUUUGACAUUAAGCCACUCAAGUUUGUGCGCUGGCAGAACUCCAAGAGGUUGCUCUACGGUUCCUUGGUCUGCCUGUCGUGCAAUAACUUUGAGAGCUUCUUGUACGCUACGGUCUCAGAUCGAGACCCCAAAAAUCUGCAAAAAGGACAAGUCCAGAUUAUCUUCACGGAGGACAGCAGAUACAAACUGGCCAGAAUCCCGACUGACCAGUUGUUCCUCAUGGUUGAGACCAGUGCUUACUUUGAGGCUUAUCGGUAUGUCCUGGAAGGGUUGAAGGAACAGGAGGAGGAAGACAUUCCUUUUCAGAGGUACAUCGUAGAGUGUAACAAAGAUGUGCAUCCAGCAGAAUACCUUAAAGGGGAUGACGUUUAUGACCUAUCUUCUGUUGCUGACCCAGAGUACAAGAAAAGUAUAAAGCCUUUUCACAGCCUUAAACCAGAAGCCUGGCCUUCAAUGCACGAGUUGGGCCUGGAUGAGUCUCAGAUGAAAGCUUUUCAGCUGGCACUCACCAAGGAGCUGGCAAUCAUACAGGGACCUCCUGGCACUGGAAAAACACACGUAGGCCUGAAAAUUGCUGAAGCUCUGUUGACCAAUCAGGAACUGUGGACUGAUAAGUCUGGCAAAGCUCCAAUGUUGGUUGUUUGUUACACUAACCACGCCUUGGAUCAGUUUCUUGAGGGGAUUCAUAAAUUCUUGAAGAAAGGCAUUGUCAGAGUGGGAGGUCGGAGCAACAGUGAGAUUUUGAAGCAGUUCAAUUUGCGUGAGUUGACCCACUCAACUGCCCUCAGACGUUCACUGCCAUCUCAUCUCCAUAAUGCUCAUAACCAGGUCUACAAGACCCUGUGUGUGGUCGAGAGGGAGAUCCAAGACCACAGCAUCAAGCUGGAAUGCUCUUUGAAAGGUGUCAUUCGUGAAAGCUUCUUACAGAGGUUCAUUUCAGACACGCACUGGGAAAGUCUCCAUUCCCUCCCUAUGGAUGAUGGAUUUCAGUUGUGGACUGAGCAGAAGUUCAGUGUGAUGAUGGAGUGGCUGGGUUUGGGUUCUACAGUGUUCCAGCAGAGGGAGGCAGAGAACACAAAUGCAGCUGAAGCAGAAGAAGAAGACAUGGAGGUCGAAGACCUCAUUGAAAUUGCAGAGGAGGCUGAUCUGAUCCAGGAAGAGAGGAUGAUUGAUGACAACUGGACAAUGAGCCCCGCAGCUGGCAAAGAUGGCAGACAGAAGGGAGACCUGGGGGAUGCUGUCAGAGCAGUGGAGAGACUGAUGCUGGCUAUGAACCUGGACAAUGUUGGUCCACAGGCUGAGCAGAGUGGGGAAGCAUGGCAGAUGCAAAGAGACCAGAGGAAAAGGAUGAAGAACAAAAUCCGUAAGGAGAUAGGAAGGGGCUUGGCCAUGACGGGAGAAGAGGAGAGGAAUGUCUUCGAUGUUUGGAGUCUUAGUCUUGAAGACAGAUGGAAGCUGUACCGGUUGUGGGUCACACGUUACAGAGUGGAUCUUCGCAUGAAAUCCCUGGAGUCCGAAGCGGCCUAUCAGAAUGCAGUGGACAGACUGGCGGAUGUGAAACGGCAGCAGAACCUUUAUGUGCUCAAGGAAGCCAAAGUUAUUGGAAUGACGACAACUGGAGCGGCAAAGUUUCGUAAAUCUCUGCAAGAAGUUCGUCCGUGUGUGGUGAUAGUGGAAGAGGCUGCAGAAGUGCUGGAAGCCCACACCAUCACCACACUGAGCAAAGCAUGCCAACACCUCAUUCUCAUUGGAGACCAUCAGCAGCUGCGUCCGAGUGCUACAGUAUUUGAACUAGCCAAGAACUUCAAUCUGGAAAUUUCCAUGUUUGAGAGGCUGGUGAAAAUGGGGCUGCCAUACGUGAGACUCGACUACCAGCAUCGUAUGAGGCCAGAAAUUGCGUGUCUUCUCACUCCGCACAUCUAUUCUGAACUUGAAAACCAUCCUUCUGUUUUGGAGUAUGAAAACAUCAAGGGACUGAACACCAGCUUGUUCUUCGUGGAGCACAGCUACCCAGAGGAAGAGAUCAAAGAUGGGAGAAGCCAUCAAAACAGUCAUGAAGCAAAGUUUGUUGUUGCCCUUUGCCGCUACCUUCUCUUCCAAGACUACAAACCAGAGCAAAUCACCAUUCUCACCACCUAUACAGGCCAGCUUUUUUGUCUGCGUAAACUAAUGCCUGCAAGCGAGUUUUCCGGAGUCAAAGUGCAUGUUGUAGAUAAGUACCAGGGAGAGGAGAAUGACAUUGUGCUAUUGUCUCUUGUGCGUAGCAAUCUGCAGGGAAAAGUUGGCUUUUUGAGUAUUCCCAACCGGGUCUGUGUAGCCUUGUCCCGUGCUAAGAAAGGGCUGUACUGUAUUGGGAACAGUAAAAUCCUGAGCAGAGUCCAGCUGUGGAGCAACAUCUUCCACACCUUGAGAGGUAAAGACCAGAUUGGGGAAGCUCUAACCCUGUGCUGUCAGAAUCAUUCAGAUCGACAGGUUAAGGCAUCUUGUGCUGAGGACUUUAAACAAGCCCCAGAGGGGGGCUGCACUCAGCCUUGCCAGUUUCGACUGGAUUGUGGUCAUGUUUGCUCAAGAGUCUGCCACCCCUCCGACCUGGAACACAAGAAAUUCAAAUGCAGCAAAAAGUGCGAGAAGACCUUAUGCGAUCUUGGACACAGGUGCACACUUGUUUGCCACCAAGAAUGUCCAAAGAAGUGUCCGGUAAAGGUUGAGAAGAUUGUCCCAAAGUGUCAGCAUUCUCAGAUGAUUCCUUGCCACCAGAGUCCGCAGACAUUCGUAUGCCAAGAGCCCUGUCAGAAGCUGCUCCUCUGUGGCCAUCCAUGUGACUCCACUUGUGGAGCACCAUGCACCACCAAGUGUAUGGUGAAGGUCACUCUAAAACUUGAGUGUGGACACAGUCAGCAAGGGGCUUGCCAUUACAAGACACAGAGAGAGCAGCCCAUAUGUAGAGUCCCAUGUAAACAUCAGCUGAAAUGUGGCCAUGUCUGUUCUGGUACCUGUAGCAGUUGCUUUCAGGGACGUGUUCACGUGUUCUGUUCUCACCGGUGUGAGCGUCUUCUGAUUUGCUCACACAAGUGUAUGGAGCCGUGCACUCGGGAUUGCCCCCCCUGUCAGCGGCCUUGUGAGAACUGCUGCAUCCACAGUAAAUGCAUGAAGCCAUGUGGUCAGCCAUGCGCUCCUUGCAUUGAGCCCUGUGCUUGGCAGUGUCCUCACCAAAGCUGCAGCAAACUUUGUCACGAGCCGUGCGAUCGACCACCAUGCACCCAGCCUUGCACUAAGAUCCUGAACUGUGGCCACCAAUGCAUCGGUCUGUGUGGGGACAAAUGUCCAAAGAUGUGUCGCGUCUGCAAUCGUGAUGAGGUCACAGAAAUUUUCUUUGGAACUGAAGACGAGCCUGACGCUUGCUUCAUUCAGCUUGAGGACUGCGGACACCUCGUUGAAUCUACAGCCAUGGACCAUUACAUGGGGUUGGAUGACAGCGAGGCAAGCAAUGACGAGCAGGUGACCAUAAAACUUAAGGAAUGUCCCAAGUGUAAAACCCCAAUACGCAAGAACCUGCGCUAUGGAUCGCACAUUAACCGCAGUCUGGCUGAGAUUGAGAUGGUGAAGGAGAAGAUAAAUGGACAGAAACUGGAUAUCGAAGGUCAGAAGAAAGACCUUCAAAUUAAGAUCAAAAUGUGCGAUAACAGUCAAACUUAUCUGACAGAUGAGUAUUUGGAUAUCCUGAAUAAAUUGGAAAAGAGUCAUCUUACUGCACAUGAUCUUUGGGUUCUGGAAAACCAAAUUGAUUUUCUGGAAAGAGUUGCAAAGCUUCUGGAGAUUGAAAAAGAGAAAAUGCUGUUCAGUCAUGGCUACAUGUUUCGGAAGAGUGUCAAACAGUUUUUGAGCUGGCUUACUAAUCCACAGCAAAAAUUCACAGAUCAGCAGAUCUGGGAUUUGCAGAGAGAGCUAAUGAGACUCAACCUCCUGGCUGAGCUCAACACCCGCUACCAAAGUGUAGAUAAGAUCGGGAAAGCGGACCAAAUCAAAUCUGAGGAACAGGAAAUCAGAAACAUUUUGAAAACGUGUGGCCCCUUCACUGAGCAUGAUGAACUCAAAGUCAAAGAAGCCAUAAAGAGUCUGGAUAAAAAGUUUCCAACCACAGGCUUAGGAAUCAGUGAUGAGGAGAGAAAAAUGAUUGUCUCAACUUUGAAAAUGCCCCCAGGUCACUGGUACAAAUGUCCUAACGGGCACGUCUACCUGAUCACUGAGUGUGGCGGGGCCAUGGAACACCGAAAAUGUCCAGAUUGCGAUGCCAUUAUUGGUGGCCAAAAUCAUGCACUUAACAGAGGUAAUGCUGUUGCCACGGAAAUGGAUGGAUCACUGCACCCUGCUUGGUCUGAGCAAAAUAAUCUCUUAAACUUUGAUCUCCAAGACUUUUAGAAACUUUAUAGGAGCAAUCAGUUGUUGGUACUGGCCUCUGCAGAAGCCAAUGGACUGUGUCAUUUCAUAAAUAUUUUAGAGCAGGCUUGAGGCAUCUAACCCUAAUGACUGCAUGUCCAUUCCUAUAUUCAAUCAACUGAGUUAUUUCUAUAACUUUUUUGAUUUCAAGAACAGAUUAUUAUUUAAAUAGAAUGCAAAAAAAACAACUUGAUUUAAGGUUUGGUUUUGAGAUCUGACUUAAUAUCUGUGAAUAGUAAAGAACAAGAGUGUUUUGUCUUGAUCAUUUCAGUCGUACCAUCACUCCUAGACAUGUUUGAGAUGGUGUCUCUUUCUAUCUAACAGUAGGUGGCAGUAAAGCACCUUCAAUAUGCAUCAGAAAUCUGACAUUUGUCAGGCAUGGAUGAACAGGUUAGAAAAAUUUGUUUUCCUUCUUUUUUUUUAAAGCAAUGCACAUGAUAUUGAAUUAUUACUUUGAAAUAAUAAUUUUGCUAAGAAUAUAUGAUAUGCAUAUGUAGUAGUUUGUUGCACAAUUAUUAAAGGUUUGAUAAAAAAAGCAUGACUUUUGUAUGUUUUUUUUUUCUUUGCAAAGGUGUAUAUGAAACUGGAAAUCAAGAAUUAAAGCAUUUGAGCUUGUA